CUGCGUUCACUUCUCAUUUGUCAGUUAUUAGACGAAUUUGAAUUUGUGACGCUUCGAAUCGGUUGUUCUGCUAAAUACUGAAGAUUUUAAUCUGCCACAGCUGAUUUAGUUAUUUGACAAAAUAUGGCUACAAUAAGUGAUGAUAUUCCUGAGGAAUACCGAGAUGGGAUUAACCAAAUGGUUGAAAUCAUGCAUAGAGAAGUCGAGUACCGUGGCAAAGGGUUUAAGUGGGCUAUGGACGAUUUUGAUAUCGGAGCACCAUUGGGGAGAGGAAAAUUUGGCAGAGUAUAUUUAGCUAGAGAAAAGAAAACCCAUUACAUGGUGGCUCUCAAGAUGCUGCAUAAAUGCGAGUUAGUCAAAGGACGAGUAGAGAAACAAGUGAUGCGUGAGAUUGAAAUACAAUCACAUCUGAGGCACCCAAAUAUACUCCAUUUGCUAACCUGGUUUUAUGAUGCUAAACGCAUCUAUUUAGUAUUGGAGUUUGCUGCAAAUGGAGAACUUUACAGGGAAAUGCAGCGUCAGCCUGAAAAGAGAUUCAAUGAGCACUUAUCUGCCAAGUACACGUAUCAAGUAGCAGAUGCCCUGAACUAUUGUCACAAAAACCAUGUGAUACAUAGGGACAUUAAGCCUGAGAACUUGUUACUUGACUUUCAAGGUGACAUAAAAUUGGCAGACUUUGGAUGGUCUGUGCAUGCUCCGUCGUCAAAGCGCAACACUAUGUGCGGCACAUUGGAUUAUUUACCUCCAGAGAUGGUAGUAGGACAGACAUAUGACAUAUACGUAGAUCACUGGUGUUUAGGAAUUCUGUGCUAUGAAUUUUUAGUUGGGAGGCCACCAUUUCUCAGUGACACGCAUGAAGAAACAUACAACAAAAUUAAGGGCUGCAUUAUCCACUGGCCAGCUCAUGUUUCUUUAGGUGCACGAGACCUUAUCUCGAAGCUGAUUAAAAGGAAGAGCUCUGACAGAAUUCCACUACCUGCUGUGAUGAAGCACCCUUGGAUAGUUGAAAAAAAAAGCAGAAAAUAGUCAUUUCUAUAGUAUUAGCUGUCGUCCCUGAAGCGCAAUGCCUAUUCUGGAGUGUAAGUGCUUUGAAUACUGUAUAUUUCACAUGAUCAAACAUUAUUAGGGUAAUAUUUUUUCAGAGUUUGAAUAGAAACAAUAUUCCAAUUUGUUUUUUAGUAAAUUAAUAGCAUACUAACAUCGCAUUAGACUGUAAUGAUGAUUCAUGGCUAUCCAAAUUGAAAUCCAUAUUUUUAUAUUCUUUAUUAUAUUUAAUGAUGAAGCUGAAAGCAUUUGGUUUGUUCCUGCCAACUACACUAUCUACACUUUCACAAUAUAUUAUAGUGAUGGUAUCCUCACACAAAAGUGUAAAAAGUAUAAAAAGUGUAGCUAGCACGAACAAACCAAUUGACAGUAGAAUAUAACUUUUAAGAUAUAAGUUGAAGAAAGUGGCCUUAGUUUGAUAUGUAAUAGGCUUUAAUUUUAUAAAUACACUUCAUCUUAUUAUACCACAAUGUCAAAAUCAAUCUUCAGAAAAUAAGUGAAUUCAUUUGAGCGGACAUUUUAUUAUUGAUAUUAGUCACAUUCAAGUUGAUAUAUAGGUGCCUUCACAAUAAUAUGAGCGAGGAAUUUUGGGUCAAACUUUUUAAUGUAUAAAUAAAUCGACAUUGUGUUGAAAAGGGUAGGUUUGAGAUCAAUAGUAUGUAUGUAUUGUAGCAUUAUGAUGUUCAAGAAUUGAAUUUAUUAUCAUCCCAUCAACGCGUAGUAAUUAAUACAGAGUUAUUUUUGCUAUCUAUAACACUGCUAUAAUUUUGAUAUAAAAGAAGUAUUUUUACUGGAGACUGAUGGAGAUUAUCAAGGGGUAAUGUACCAGUAGACCGCAAGAGCAAUUUCGGGAAUGUUUAUCUCAUAAGCUAAUAAUUCCAUUUGAAUCAGAUUUUUUCAUUUGAAAGCUGUAUACAUGCAGGUGCAUGUAUAAAUUUUUUUUUUUUACAGGAACCCAUUUUCUGGAAUCACUGUUAUCUUGUCCAACGUAAAACGUAUUCCUCAUGGACCCAGGAAUCCGUGCAGUCGGUUCAUCUGAAACAUAGAAUUCAAAGGGAAUCUUAAAAUAUAAUACAUAGAGUAGUCCGUGAUGGUAGAUUUCUAUCCUGAAACUUAUUUUUACAGAAAUGCCGACAGUUCGAACAUGAUGUUCGUUCGUCGUCCAUAAUUUUCGACCCUCAGGGUUUUAAAAAAAAUUCUCCCGUGUGAAUAAGAAAAAAUGUUACAAAACAUUGUAUAAAAAUUGCAGCAAAUCGGUCGAACCAUUUUCGAAAUAUUUUGAGAAUCGACUUCCAAAUUGAUGUUUUAAGAUAACUGAGUUCAACGUUUGGCCAAGAAAUUAUGUGCAAGAUAUAUUUUUUUUCUUCAAUUUACCGUCAGUGAUUCCAGGGUCAUAAAGUACUAUUCCAGCAUCAAUUCUUACCUAUUUACACUGAAUUCCUCUUCACGGGUCGCCUGUUUAGUUUCAAUUUGGUUGAUAUGAAUGUGCUCUUCAUCGUCUACUUCGCAGUACCAAUCAGCUUUCCUUUUGAUUUGGUCCCGGAGUUAAAAAUUCAUGUCGCUGUAUUAGCGGCAAUGUUUCCAAUGUGUGAACUGCUAUGGUUGAUCUCGGGUGCUAUUACCAAAGUACGUUGUUGAAGCUCCCGUUUGAAUUUGGUGUGCAUCUUCUGUCAUAGCAUUGUAACUGUCACAAUUAGAUCUCUAAAUAUCAACUCAAUAUAUUUGGCUACAUCUGGAUGGAGAACAGGCUUAUGGUGGUAGCUCUUCAAUGUAUUUGUAGCCUUUGCUCACUGCCAAGAGAACACCACUGUCAAUCCCUGGUGGACACCCAUCAUGCUGUGACUUCUGGUCAGUUGAUAUCAUAUGGAAAAAGGUAUACCGAAGAUUGUUUGGUAAUUUCUUUGCACAAUAUAACGGCAUCAGCAUGAUCUUGCAAUACUGAUACUGAAAUACCGAAACACUGAGAUAUCGAAGACAUCAAUAUUCCUCAUCAUAAAAUUAAUAGAGCUUUGUUUACAUGGACUUGUUUGAAACUACGAUUUUUACCAAAACAACGGUACUUUGAAGUAAUGCAUGUACCGAUUAUCUGCAAGAAUUUCUUAAUCUGUUUGACACCUGCCAAACCAUAAACUUUCGCCAUUAACAUAACAAGGAUAUUGGAUGAGGCAUUGUAGGAAACUUCUGGUAUAGUCAGGUCAUGUAAAGUCACUCGGAAUAUUACAACUUCCCAAAAGUUGUGAUCUAUUUCUUUCACAAACCAUUUUUUUGUCUUGAAAAAUGCAUGUGCAACUGAACCUGUUGAAAUAUUUGAUUAUCAAACUUUCAACGAAAAUGCUGAACUCGUUACUGAUUGAUUUGGUGUGUGUAACAGAUCAGUUCGAACAAUGCUUAAGAUCAUGAAAAAAUAAUAUACAUUCUUUGCAAAUCAUUAGUGAGUUGUAAUAUUUUACAAACAGAUGUAUGGAUUUGAAUAGUAUCCUGUCUGAUGAGUCCCUAUAGCUCUCUGUAUGCCAUAUAUUUACAUGAUAUUUUGGUAUGGUUAUUAUAUAGGAUCCUACAUGACUGAUUCUAUGAAGUAGCUGCUGACCAAUAUACAUAAUAGCUUUUAGAUUCGAAAAUCAGAACCCAAGAUAAGAUUACGCUUGGCUAAGAGACUAACAAUAUUUUUUUGUAUAGAAUAUAUUUUAACGAAAAA
Neodiprion fabricii is the source of this 3739-nucleotide messenger RNA. RefSeq names its product aurora kinase B (gene aurB). The transcript has 7 exons. NCBI's taxonomy places the organism in Eukaryota, Metazoa, Arthropoda, Insecta, Hymenoptera, Diprionidae. Gene Ontology annotation, molecular function: ATP binding; protein kinase activity. The coding region runs from base 124 to 1026 and encodes 300 amino acids. The record is from RefSeq and is a predicted model, not a curated record. Gene Ontology annotation, biological process: mitotic spindle organization; regulation of cytokinesis; protein phosphorylation. Gene Ontology annotation, cellular component: chromosome passenger complex; spindle pole centrosome; spindle midzone.